GGGUCUGGUUGGUUGAGAAUGUUUGCCAUCGCACUUUUGUUUCAUUUCAAUCUGAAUGCACAAGCGCAGGACCUUUCCGUUUCAGUCGAAAUGGAGGGAAGCAGCUCAUCAGCACUGGGCCUGUAUGUGUUUUUCACUGUGGUGCUCGGGACAGCAGUUGCCAUCCACUUUCGGAAAUCUGAAGCGCGUUUAAAUUUGAGCCCCUCCAGCAGUGUCUUUUUGUUGCUGUUGGUAGCUGCGUCCCUCUGUUCUAUUUACUUACCGCAGUACGUGGGGUUCGUGCUUUUCAAUGUAUGCUGCUUUCUGGUUUAUCGAUCGCUCUGCUCCAACGGAAUACUCUCUCCGAAAGGGAAAACUGUUCUGAUCACUGGUUGUGACUCAGGCUUUGGUCACACUUUGGCCAAGCGACUCCAUUCUCUUGGUUUCCGUGUGUUUGCAUUGGUGCUUCAAGAAGAGAGCGAUGGUGCUCAAGAACUCAAGUCGAUUUGUUCUGACCGACUCACCGUCAUUGAAAUGGAUGUAACAAAUCAUGCAGUGAUCCAAGAAGUCCAAAAAGAAGUUGCAAAACAAUUGAAUGGCAGGGGACUCUUUGCAUUAGUUAAUAAUGCUGGCAUCAUAAUCCACAUUGGUGACGCAGAAAUCAUCCCAACAGAUGCUUACAAACGAUGCAUGGAAGUCAAUUUCCUUGGAACAGUCCAAGUUACCAAAGCAUUUUUACCCUUAAUUCGUCAAGCAAAAGGAAGGAUUGUUAACAUUUCUAGUCCGUCAGGGGAACUACCAUUGGGAAGCAUGUCAGCAUAUGGAGCAUCCAAAGCAGCACUAGAGUUUUUUUCAGACAUUUUGCGUCAAGAAAUGAAACCCUGGGGAGUAAAAAUAUCCAUCAUCCAACCUGGUGCCACCAAAACAGCGCAUGUUGGAAAUGUCAACUUCUGGACACAACAACAUCAAAAGCUUGUGGAUGGCCUCUCUCCAGAGCUCCUUCAUGAUUACGGAGAAGAAUAUAUUGAUGAAAUUCGACAAAGGAUCAUGACAAUUGGUUCACUUUUCCGACAGCAAGUAGGCCCAGUCAUUGACACAAUUGUCACUGCUUUGUUAGCACAAAACCCAAAACCUAGAUACUCCACUGAGUUUGUGAUUGACGUGCUAAAAGCUCUGUACUACUUCCUGCCUUCUUUGGUCACUGAUAUUGUUCUUAAUCAAGUUUUUAUUGCUCACAGACUUUCACCAAAAGGUGCAAGAAGGGGUAACAUCAGCCAGUGAAACUCUUAAUGCUUGAGGCUUGCAUUUUAUAUGUAAUGCUUUCAAAUGAAUAAAUAUGUAUUAUGCAAUUUUGCUGGUCACAUUGAGUAAGCUAGUUUUAUGCUGAGCUGAACAUUAAUGUAAAAUGUAAGUGUGUUAAGUAGGAAUUGUAUUUUGCAUCAAAUAAACAUAGAAAGUAAAUUGGCUUGUGUAAACAGUGAAUAAUGAUGCCUCAUUAAAAGCAGUCUGUGAACACUAAUACUAAUUUGGUGAAUGAUAAAAUGGAUAAGGUGUGAAGUAGCACAAGGCAAAGAUACUAAUUGAAUUAGCAGACGCAGACAUGUUAGCGUCUUUUAAGAUAUAUUUGGACAGGUACAUGGAUGGGCAGGGAGCAAAUGGACACAGAUCCUUAGAAAAUAGACGAUAGUUUGGACAGAGGAUCUUGAUCGGCGCAGGCUUGGAGGGCAGAAGGGCCUGUUCCUGUGCGGUAAUCUUCUUUGUUCUCUUUGAAUGUUCUUCACUGUUUCUGCAGAAUGCCUCAUUCCUAGAUACAGUUAAAAAGGAAAACCAAAUAGAGACCAUUUAUAUUAGAUCUCUGUUGUUUAGGAUUAAGAUUAUCUGUGGAUUCCUGAGGUUGUGAUUGGGUUUGUACCAGAAGUAGCUGCAUAGUAAUGUGAUUGGACAGGAUCUUCCCAGGCAUUCAACUACUUUUUCACACCAGCGAAUCUUUUGGGAACCCAAGUGAUUGGAUGCCUGAGGAAAACUGACGGUGGGGCUUGAACUGAUUCUUUGGGGUAACCAGAAGCCGCAAGAGAACAAAUAGAUAAGUUCUAGCAGGGCACGUUCCGAUCUUGUGGUGCCUUAAGGCACAUGAUUUCCAAUCAUAGCCUAGCAGCUGGAUACCAAUGAGUCUUCGUGCUCAAACUAUAUUGAAUCUCACUGUGGGACUUGCAUACAGCUCGCACACUGCUCUGGGAGGAAAUUAUUGCUCAGAUUUGCUGGAAACCUCUUGGAAUGGGAUCAAAAAUCCUAAAGCAGAGAAUCAUAUUUCAUUAUGCUUAUUGAUAUAGUUGUGUGGGACUUUGUAUGUGAAUUAAAUUUGAUUUGUCUCUUGUACUUUCUUGGCAUUUGUUAUUGUCCUGCUCUUUUUGUCAAGGUUUCACUUUGCAAAUUAAAAGCAUUAUAAAUCAGAUCCUGUGCAUUAAUCUUGUAUUAGUCUAUGAAUUUCAGCCAAUUUGGGGGAAAAGAGUUAAGAGAACAUGCCACUUUUAAUAUAUCCAGGCACAUAAAUGAUUAGAAUUAAUUUGGCUGCAAUAUAAUUGUGCCUUUAUUGUUUAACCUGAAGAUGUAAAGAUCAAAGAAGUCUGGUUUUGGAAAACAAAAUCAAAAGCCAUUCAAAAGUUAACUACACAUAUUUAU
Messenger RNA from Stegostoma tigrinum, 2658 nucleotides. RefSeq names its product 11-beta-hydroxysteroid dehydrogenase type 2-like. The record is from RefSeq and is a predicted model, not a curated record. The transcript is spliced from 5 exons. Lineage: Eukaryota; Metazoa; Chordata; Chondrichthyes; Orectolobiformes; Stegostomatidae. The coding region runs from base 19 to 1260 and encodes 413 amino acids. Gene Ontology annotation, molecular function: oxidoreductase activity.